Peronospora matthiolae is the source of this 1026-nucleotide messenger RNA. The record is from the annotation of a GenBank genome assembly. NCBI's taxonomy places the organism in Eukaryota, Oomycota, Peronosporomycetes, Peronosporales, Peronosporaceae.
AUGCAACGGAGCAACCGAGUGCUUGGUAUUGUAGCGGUAGUCACGGUGUUUCUGGUGCUGGCUCAGUUUGCGUUGAUUAGCAAGGAAUCAGCGACGUAUGUGGUAGUGGGAGAUGAGCCGAUGAUGCAGUUGGAAGAGGUUACGGAAGGAUCGGGGAAGAAGACGCCCGUGUUUGAACCGACAAAGACGCUGCCAGUUGUGCUGAUGCAUGGGAUGGGCGAUGCUGCAAGAAAUGGAGGCAUGGUGCGCAUGCAGAAGGCAAUUGCAACGCGCCUUGGAGCUUAUGUGGCCAAUGUCCAGCUGGGCAACUCAGUGCAUGAAGACGUGACCAACAGCUUCUUCAUCACGAUGGACAACCAGACGGAGAUGUUUGCCAAGAUCGUGCGAGAGGACCCGCAACUGGCAUUUGGAUUCAAUGCGGCGGGGUUCUCUCAGGGAAACUUGUUGAUUCGCGCGUACAUUGAGCGCUACAACGACCCACCGGUUCACAAUUUUGUUUCGUUUCAUGGACCGCUUGCUGGUGUGGGAGGACUCCCACGGUGCUCUCCCCUCAACUUUAUCUGCAAGGAAAUUGACAAGCUGAUAGGAGAAGCGGUUUACACGGAAGAAGUCCAAGAGCGUCUCGCACAGGCAAACUACUAUCGUGACCCGCUUCGUAUCGAUGCUUAUCUCAAGCACGCGAGGUUCCUCCCCGAUCUCAACAAUGAGAGGACGCCGACCAACCAGACGUACAAGGAUAACUUCACCAAGCUGCACAAUCUUGUGCUUAUCCGCGCUAACCAGGACAUGCAGGUCUUUCCAAAAGAGUCGGAAUGGUUUGGUAUGUACGAAGACGGCGAUCCGCUUCACAAUGUGCUGGGCUUCAACGAGACGAGAUGGUAUCAGGAAGAUCUAUUCGGACUAAAAACGCUGGACGCAGCUGGUAAGGUGCAUUUCCUGUCCACUGACGGCGACCACCUGAGGUUCUCCAUUGAGUUCGUCCUUGGCGUAGUGGACAAGUAUUUCCGCCCACAGCUGCUGAAUUAG